Varroa destructor (honeybee mite) is the source of this 1342-nucleotide messenger RNA. RefSeq lists its product as uncharacterized. Lineage: Eukaryota; Metazoa; Arthropoda; Arachnida; Mesostigmata; Varroidae. The record is from RefSeq and is a predicted model, not a curated record.
UAGCGCUUAUUUUAGUAAAUAGAAAUUGAUUUGUCUUCCUUCUGAAAGCAAGAUACAUUUUAUAAACAUUACCGCAGAACUUUUCAUGUAAACAUGACUUGGCAGAAGCCGCGAUUUUCUUCUGAACUUCCUCCCCUUGUGGACAUGCAGUGGUUAUCAGCAGAGGAGGCUGGUCUCGAUGAUGGUGAGCUGGCGGCGGAGGAACGGCGUCAUGUUGCUUUUCUCGAUAAAAUCGUUCAUGCCAACCAAGAGUUUAUUCCCAUAGGUAAAACUUGUCAGGAAGUAGAAUUCGAGGACGAGGAGGAAGAAGAGGACGACGAAGAGGACGAAGAAGGAGAGGAGGAUGAUAGCAACGAAGAGGAAGAAGAAGUUGAGGGUGAGGGUGAGGUCGAGAUGGUCGAAGGCGAUGCCGAAGUCGAAGGUGAGCCCGAGGCCGACGGCGAGCCUGAUGGUCGGCCAGCCACUCCGGGAGUAGACUACAAUCUCACCAAUUUUCCCUAAUAUACUACUUAGUGCAGUUAAUUGAAAAAAAGGAUUAUGAAUCAGGCAUAUGGACAAAAAUGAUCUUGAAUAGUCUUUAUAGCCAAUAGAUAACAGAAUAUGGUGUGCUACUGUUUAGCAGCACAGACUCUAGCCGCGUCCUUUGCGAUAUAAUGUCAGAAAGCGGUGUCAACUGCUGAAAAAAGCAAAACAUAAGCGGAAGUACGUAGAUUUUCAUAGAGAGAUAUACACAAGCAGAACUGUUUGUUUAAAUAGAACAAGCUGUCUUUGUGCUAGCGUUAUUAUGUAAUAUGUGGCUUCUUUCCAUUGAAAUUAUGUGAGAUCGGAGUAAACGACAUGUAAAUAUCUUGUAAAUGUCUUGUAAAAAAGAAUAAGAAGGUGGCAGCGUUCUUGCUGAGUUUAAGAUUAGAGAUAUUUGCACCACGCGCUCAAAACCGUAGGAGCUAGAGGCAGGCGAGGGCAACACAGUGCUUGAAUAUUGUCUCUACUAUUGUCUAAUUCAUAUAUAGGUUCGCGAGAUAUCAUGUACAAGAGGUUGCUUUUUACCUCUCUCCCAAAUUUCGUUUAUUUGAAACCGUUUAACUUUAGCUAAGUAAUGAGUUAAUCCGUAAUCUGUACCUAUCAACAUUCCGGCAUCCCUGCAAGGAUGCAAGGUUAGCAGGAUUUGAUCAUGGAAUUUGUUUUAAGGCUUUUAGUUUUAUUUAACAAUGUACAGAAAGCAAAAAUUGUUGCUGUCCGUGUAUUCUUACAUAAUUUUUCUAGGUGACUCUUCUUGAGACCCUGCAACAGGUUCUUUAUAUAUAUAUAUGUAUGUAUGUACACAUGUUAAUAAAGCCAUAAA